Molecule: messenger RNA, 473 nt
Organism: Dibothriocephalus latus
Lineage: Eukaryota; Metazoa; Platyhelminthes; Cestoda; Diphyllobothriidea; Diphyllobothriidae
Source: the annotation of a GenBank genome assembly
UCUGUGAUAAUUCGCCAGUUUUCGGUGGCAUGCUAUCGAAACAGGUGGAGGCGCCCAAGCACCCAGGCGUUCCACAAGUCCUGGUCAACAUGGUGACGGCCCUCCGUAUACGUGGCUUAGAUGCGGAGGGCCUGUACCGGGUGCCAGGCCGCACGUCAAAGGUUAAGGAAAUUGAAAAUCUGGCCAAUUCCAAUAUUGAUGUACUCAGUGAACAGCUACUAUCAAGUGAAGAAGCGUACGAUGGCCGGGCAAUUUCGUCAGCCGUUAAGCGCUAUCUGGCAACUUUGCCGGAAAGUCUGCUUGAUGCUGACGUUUUUGCUACGGCCAUUGGGGAGAGGCCCGGCCAAUCCCUACGGACACCGACGGGCUUGGCCCGAGCUCUAUGGCAAGUGCAAGCCGCCCUCACCUCCUGCAUUGGCUGUCCCGGUGGCAAGAAGUCUACGGACCGAGAGAGGGGGUGGCGUUUGGCCACA